ACAACACGCUGGAGCCGGAGAGUCACUGAGCCACACUCACAGAGAGCUGAGAAACCCUGGAUUGGCCACGGGACGCAGCUGCAGUCACGCUGGCUGAGAAAGACUGAGGAGCUCCGCUGAUCCGCUGACCUGCAGGGAUGUCCAGAGCCUCCAGGUUGGCCCGGCCCCCCUCAGCAGGGGCCGGGUCCAAGCUGCCCUCCCCCAGGAAGGAAUGCCCCGGCACGGGCGCUGUGGCCGGCCGAGUCCGGGUGCUGAGCGUGGGGGAGAAGCUAAUGAGGGCCGGUAACGACGGUAUCCUGAACAGACAGAAGUCUUUAAUGGUCGCUGUGCCUCAGGACAGAGCUCACACUCAGGCCCCCAACCAGAGGCCAGGUGAGAAGGGCGAAAACAUGGAGAUGCUCCCUCCCAAGAGCAGGAUCAACCCACCCAAAGCCUCCGCUCAGCAGCAAGGCUCCGUCCACAAACAAAACAAGAGCAACCUGAAGGUAACCUCACCAGAGGAUGCCGAACACGUAGGCCGCCGACAGGCCUCCCCGAAUGGGACGUCGCCAUUGAGAGGAGACGCCAAAGGCAGUCGAACUGUCCCCCGGAGGCACACGUUAGGGGGAGCCCGCGGCCCCAGAGAGAUCCUCGCUAUGCAGCCGCCAGACAUGGACAAGAAGAGGGAGGCGUUCCUGGAGCAUCUGAAGCAGAAAUACCCCCAUCAUGCAUCAGCGAUCAUGGGCCACCAGGAGAGGCUGCGGGAGCAGAGCAGAAGCCCAAAGCACGGCCCCAGCCCCCAGUCCAGCGUCGGCGACCAGGUUGACCACCUCUCCUUGGCCUCCCUGGAGUCACUGGACGCCAUGUCUGAGGCCGACGCUCCCACAGCCUUCACCCGCGGCAGCCGAGUUCGCGCCAGCCUGCCCGUGGUGCGGUCGACGAACCAGACAAAGGACCGCUCGCUAGGUGUGCUGUACCUGCAGUACGGAGACGAGACCAAACAGUUCCGCAUGCCCAACGAGAUCACCAGCAUCGACACAGUCAGAGCUCUGUUCGUCAGUGCCUUCCCGCAGCAGCUCAACAUGAAGAUGCUGGAGUCGCCCAGCGUGGCGGUCUACGUCAAGGACGACAUGAGGAACAUGUACUACGAGCUCACCGAUGUCAGGAACAUCACGGACCACUCCUGCCUGAAGGUCUACCACAAAGACCCAGCACAGGCGUUCAGCCAUGGGCCGAGACCUGCCAACGGCGAUGCCAGGAUGCACAGUGAUGGACAACACCCUCUGAGACAACCCCCCAUGGGUCCCCCAGCCCACCAUCCACUGCAGGGAGUGCUCCCCCAGAGUCCCCACUCCAUGCCCUCAUCCCCCUCCAGAAUCCCGUUUGGCCCUCGGCCAGGCUCAUUACCCAGCAGCGCCACUAUCCCGAGGGAGCGACUGUCUAAUGCCAACCCACCGGCGCGCUCCAUCUCGCCCUGUCCCAGCGCUAUCCUGGAGAGACGGGACGUCAAACCUGAUGAGGACAUGGGGGGAAAGAGCCACAGUCUAUCCAGGGGAAAUGAGGGGUUGUAUGCAGAUCCAUACCUGCUCCAGGAGGGACGACUGAGCAUGGCUUCUGCCCACGGACCGCACCCCAACCCUGGGCUGGACAGUCCAGAUCAUGGAAUGGGGGGAUUCCACCGUGCCUCCAUUCGCUCCACCAGCUCUUACAGCGGGCCCAGCCCCACAGACAGUAUGGAUCACCCCUCUCUGUACAGGCAGAAGUCCAGAAACAGCCAGCUGCCUACACUGGGCUCCAAGACCCCUCCUCCAUCGCCUCACCGAAUGGCUGAGGUACGGCUGAUUGACAUCCACGGCGGGCCACCUCAUGGCAUUCCUCCUCAUGGGGUUCCCAUUGAGAGAAGCUCACCAGUGCGCCAGUCCUUCAGGAAGGAAGAAGUAGCAGGGACCAAGCCACGGAACAACAUGGGCUCACCUGUGGUUGCGGAGCUCCCGGGUCACCCCCAGGGGCCCGUUCCACCUGCUGGUGACCAUCAGACACGACAGCGAAUGAAGGCUAUGGAGCAACAGAUUGCCAGCUUGACUGGUCUUGUUCAGCAUGCACUUUUAAAGGGGCCAAACACUAGUGGCAACAAGGAGCCUCCAAGUGAGAGACCACCGAAGACAUCAUCUCCAGCCCACAGUGCACACAGCUCAGGUGGUUCCCCUGUCUUGGCUCCUAAAAGCAGUGCAGCUCCGUCAGACAAGCCCUCAGUUCCUCUCAAAGUCAACCUCCUGCAGUUCAGGAAGAAUGUCUCUGACCUCAGGGUGCAGCUUCAUCAGAUGAGACAGCUGCAGCUCCAGAACCAGGAGGCGCUGCGGGUUCAGCUGAAGCGUGCCGAGCAGGAAAUCAGUGCUAAACUGGCAGAGGCCAUGCGGCGCCUGGAGGACCCGGUCCAGAGGCAGAGAGCAUUGGUGGAGGAGGACAGGCACAAGUACCUGGGACUCGAGGAAUGUGUCCUCACACAACUUGGUGACCUGGAGCAGUAUGUGGGCUCUCUGAAGAAGGACUCAGGAGCGACACACAGGGGCGUGACCCUGAAGGACGUGGAGGAGGGAGCAGUGACUCUGAGGAAGGUGGGGGAAUCUCUGGCAGGGCUCAAAGGAGAGUUCCCGGCUCUACAGACCAGGAUGCGUGCUGUGCUCAGAGUGGAGGUGGAAGCCGUCAAGUUUUUGAAGGAGGAGCCUCACAAACUGGACAGCAUGCUGAAGAGAGUCAAGAGCCUGACGGACACACUCAGCGGUCUGAGGAGACACACCACUGAAGUUACCCAGAAGGGGCGGGAUCCUUCUGCUAAUAACCCGGUGGAUAACAGCCCUGCAGCUGCUGCGUCAGAGCCUCUCGCUGAAUCUCCCCCAGCACCAGCUCAGCCCAGCUCCACCUCUCCCCCACUGGAUCCCCAGAACUCCACCGUCAGAUCCGAGGUGAUGCCUUCCUCCCCGGUGGUCAUCCAUCAUGUCCAGAGCUCCCCGGUGCUCAUGCAGCAGUCCCAGCAGUCUGCAGCCCUGAUCGCUCAGCCCAGUCCCCCGCUCACCCCCAGCCCCACUCAGGUCCCUAGUCCCAAAGGCCAUGGUCGGGAAUCUCCCAAGGGGGCAUCCGUGGAUCCGCCAAGCCCUGUCCGUCAAAAGAAGACACACGGGAAUGCGGUGAAUAACGGCAACCAGGAUCUUGUCAUAGAGGAGCUGCAGAGCAGCAAGGGCAAGAGCAAAAGCAGAGCUAUGUCCAUAGAGGCAGCGGAGAAGGAGUGGGAAGAGAGGAGGCAGAACCUGGGUCAUUACAAUGGGAAAGAGUUUGAGAAGAUCCUGCAAGAGGCCCAGGCCAACAUGAUGAAGGGCAUCCCCAGCCUCGAGGUAGAUGAGAACACAGCACUGCCCCCUGCUGCCAGCGGGGAACAAGCCGACACCCACAGUCUUGUAGAGUCACCAACAGAGCUCCAGUUCGAGCCUGAUUCCGACAAACUGGUGAAAAAGGGACCUGAGAAACUGCCGAAGCCGGUGCUGGAGAAACCCUCCAAGACUGCCACCAAGCCGGCGCCUAUCGACACUGUCACCAAGCAAGGGUCUGAGAAGGCCAGCAAGUCCCCACCACCGCCUCCUCCGAGGAAGACCUACCCCGGCUCCAGCUCAGGCAUGACCACCACACGCUCUGGGGAGGUGGUCUACACCAGCAGGAAGGAGUCCGUCUCAGCUCAGGAGGGUGACGAGGAGGUCCCACCUCCCACUCCCCAGCCCAAGCCCACCAAGGUCCCACCAGAGACCAAGCCAAAGCCUCCUACCCCUCCCCCGGUUACGACGUCUGUUUCCAGAGAAGAGGAGGAUGAAGGAGACAAGAUCAUGGCAGAGCUCCAGGUUUUCCAGAAGUGCACAGUUAAGGAUGUAGGGGUGAAAAAUUUGGUAGAGCCCAGCACUCGAAUUGAACCGCAAAUCAGAGAGCUAAGACCGGGGGGCUUGUUGCCCCUCAAAGAGAAAAAGCAGAGCUCAGAGCCGAGUCGAGAGGAUAAAGAUCCAGACACGGAUGAAAACGGGAACACCCCCGUGCGACAGAAUCAAGGGGUCAUAUACUAUGUGACUGGCCAGAUUCCCAAAGAUCAUCCACCCCUGUCAGAAACGGAGGAGACCCCCGAGCAUCAAGAGCCCGCGCAGCCACCAACACAGGUGUCAAAUGUCAAUGUUAACGACAAUUCUCCAAGCCAGGAACAGCAGCAGCCAGAGUCUCCACCACCCAAAUCCCCUCUGCCUUUAACGCCGCCGCCGAUUUCACCUAAACCCGUGGGACUGAACAAAUUCAAACUGCCAAAGAAGCAAAUGAAACGUUCUGAAUCCUUGAAGACCAGAGAGGAAAUGGAGAAGGGAAAAUUUCUCAACAAAGUGAACUCUGAGAUGAAAAGUAAAAUCAUCCAGGAGCCUGUUUCUUCCAGUAAGAAUAUAAUCCCAGAGGUGACGGAAACGACAAUUAGUGCCGCUAGACAGAUACCUAAAGGUUCUGUUGCCCCAACGAAUAAGGCUCAGAGUGAGGACAGUGACCCACCAAAAGCUAUUUUUGAGGAUGAUGAUGAGGGCGCGGGUCUUAGUCCAGAUCUGCCUGGAGAAGAGGCCCCUCCACCUCCAGACAACAUAGCAUUUAUGAUCACCAACACCAAGGUUCAGGCUCUGUCUUGUGGCGAGUACCAGGAGCUGGUCAACGCCAAGAAGGGAAGCGUCCAGACAGUCACUGUAGGUGUUGCCUCAAACCGAGGGAACACCACGGCGGGUUCCGCGUCGCAGGAUAAUGGCUUCAACAAGAAGCCCGUCAUCAUCAUUUUCGAUGAGCCCAUGGACAUCCGCUCGGCUUACAAGCGUCUGUCCACCGUAUUUGAGUCUGAGGAAGAACUGGAGAUGAUGCUGUCAGAAGAGCGCAUCGAUGAGGAGAGCGAGGAGUCGGACACGGAGAGGGGUAGUGGACUGCAAGUAAAAGCUGAGGGGUCUAAAAUGGUUGAGGACAAAAAGGUCAGAUCUUCACAGGGCACCGCCGACCACAACAGCUUAUCGUCCUCUUCCUCGUCUUCUUUUUCCGAACUGACGGACAGUGGAAUAAACGAAGACGCCAAGCAGGAUGGUAAGAAGAAGUUCAAGUUUAAGUUCCCCAAGAAGCAGCUGGCGGCGCUGACCCAAGCGAUUCGCACCGGCACCAAGACGGGCAAGAAGACUCUCCAGGUGGUUGUAUACGAAGAUGAGGAGGAAUGUGACGGUACCAUCAGGCAGCACAAAGAAGCAAAGAGAUUUGAGAUUUCGCGUUCAAAAUCCUUAGCAGACGGCGCCAAGGUCACGAAUUCGGCCACGCAGCAGAGGAGGCAGAACUCUGACUCCCAUGGCAGGACAAACGAGAUCCGGAAGAACACCUACAAGACCCUGGACAGCCUGGAGCAGACCAUCAAGCAGCUGGAGACCACGAUCAGUGAGAUGGGCCCACGUUCCCCCGAGGAGCCUGUCCCUCAGGAGGAGGCUAAAGCAGGGAAUGGGAAAAGCUCAGAUGGAGGGGGGCUAAAGAGGUCGUCCUCUCUCCCUACCUCCAGAGGGUCAGGCCCUAAGGUACCCAGCAAAAAAUCACUGCAGCAGAAGACUAAACCGCAGCUGCUUCCUCGCCCUGUAGUCAUCCCUACUACCACCGCUACCACUGCUUCCACCGCCACUGUCCCCAGUGCCCCCAGCGCCGUGCAACAGAACGCCAGUGUCGCUUCCCCCACUAGUCGGAUGCCCGUCCCUUUGUCUGCGAAGUCCAGGCAGUCGCCGAGUACUACUGACAAAGCAGGAAAACAGCAAAAACUACAGGACGCUCAGAGGCAGUUCCGACAGGCUAACGGAAGUGCUAAAAGAGUGGGAGGGGAUCAUAAAACUACUUCCCCUACUAUACCCAUCUCUAAAAUCCCUGCUUUUUAUCCUAGCUCUACUAAAGGCAGUUCCCAGUCUGCACCAAACUCAGAUGCUACUAAUCCCGUUAACCCUUCCUCCUCCUCCUCCUCCUCCUCUUCCUCAAAGUCCUCCAUCCUGUCCUCUCACGCUCCUCGUUCCAGUACCCUGCCCUCCUCCCACAUCCCCUCCCUGUCUAACGGAUCCCUCAAACUCCCCGCACCCUCACAGCACACAGGUAAAGCUCUCUCGUUCUCCUCGCAGACCCCGAAUGGUCGAGUGCACUCCUCCUCCUCCUCUUCAUUCUCCUCCUCAUCCUCCUCCUCCCCCUCCCCUCUGUCGCCCACACCUUUGGGCCCAGGUGGAAAGAGCAUCCGCACCAUACACACCCCCAGCUUCACCAGCUACAGGUCCCACAACGGCAGCAGCGGCAAAUCCUGCAUCCCAACAACCACAUCAGCUAAGGACACUACUUAGCCCCACUAUCGCCCCCCUGUGGUUUUACUGCGCAGCAGGUAGAUGUGGUCAUGUUUUAUUGUAUUUAGUUUGGUUCGUUCUUUUUUUUUUUUCUAUUUUUUGUUUUUGUAAAAGUAUUAAGUCAUGCACUCCCCCGAUUCUUGUAUUAUUUGACACUGGCAUUCUCACAUCGAUACUUUUAACCUCUUUGGAGUUACUUGGAUUGUACUUACCUGGAUUUUGAUUCUUUCUUGAAGGUGUUCCAGAUGCUCUCACAAAUGAUUUUACAAAGAAACCUUAAAAAAAAAAGUUUUCCCACUUUGUAGUGGAAGUGGAAGGCUUUCGUGGUGUUGAAAAUCUAUUUUUCUUGCUGUAGCUAUGAAUAGGGAAUAUACAGUUGAUGUACAAUCACAAAGUACAGUGUAAAAAAUUGUUUUAUUUUUCAAACCAGAGAUUGAAUAAUCAUAGUAUAUUUAAUCUUCUAUAUUUCCUGUGUUGCCAGACAUUCAGCAGUCUUGUAAAUGCCUUUUAUGAACGUAUACAUUCAUGUAUACAGACAUUUUAAAGUCAAUCUCACUAUGAACUGAGACUAUUUUCUUAUUUUCUCUGCCAAUUUCUUUUACAGAUAUAUAUACACACACAACUGGUAUCAUGAGUAAUACAAGUUUUCAUUUUAGCGUGCCUCUUUGCCAAAGUUGUCAUACAAUGACUCACUUCAGGCCUAAUCCAGUCACAUGAUUUAGGGGAAUUUACAUGCACUCUUCUUGGUUGAAGUGUUGACCUGCUGGUCUUGGUUUGUUAAGUUAACAUGUAUUGUUGUCUAAAUGUAAACUGUACUAAAAACAAAGAAAUGAAUCAGUUGUCCCAUGUGUACAUAGACGCUUCUACUAAGAAAAUAAGUAGUUUUGUUAACAUACCAAAGUUUAUUUGUAUGCAUGCCUUUCAGAAACUUUAGGAGAGUGGUGUAAAAGAAGAAUUAUGUUUGCACAGAUAGAUUUUUGUAAAUAUUUGGUUUUCUCCUCCUUUUUGUAAAGCUUUAAAUCAUACUAUAAAAGAGCAAUGUGGUAAAGAUGUGUUGCAGUAGCAAAAAUAAAGAAUUGCAUGCUUGUAA
This is a messenger RNA of Paralichthys olivaceus (Japanese flounder), 7470 nucleotides long. Its product is annotated as sickle tail protein homolog. The record is from RefSeq and is a predicted model, not a curated record. Gene Ontology annotation, cellular component: cytoplasm. Lineage: Eukaryota; Metazoa; Chordata; Actinopteri; Pleuronectiformes; Paralichthyidae.